UUCCUUCAGCUCGCUGCACAGGUCCUAGAAGAGAAAGGCAUUGGUUUUGGAUUAGUGGAUUCCAAGAAAGAUGCCAAACUUGCCAAAAAGCUGGGUCUGGAUGAAGAAGGGAGCCUGUACAUCUUUAAGGAGGAUCACAUCAUCGAGUUUGAUGGGCAAAUGGCUGCAGACGUCUUGGUUGAAUUCCUCCUAGAUCUGAUGGAAGACCCAGUGGAGAUCAUCAACAGCAAAUUGGAGCUGCAGGCCUUUGACCACAUGGAAGAAGAGACCAAACUCAUUGGCUACUUCAAAGGAGAAGACUCAGAACAUUACAAAGCAUUUGAGGAGGCAGCGGAACACUUCCAGCCCUACGUCAAGUUCUUUGCCACCUUUGACAAAGGGGUUGCAAAGAAACUGGGCCUGAAGCUAAAUGAGGUGGAUUUCUAUGAGCCUUUUAUGGAUGAACCAGUCCAUGUCCCUGACAAGCCAUAUACAGAAGAAGAACUGGUUGAUUUUGUGAAUGAGCACAGAAGAGCCACACUGCGCAAGCUGCGCCCAGAAGAUAUGUUUGAGACCUGGGUAAGUGAAAUAAAUUGGGAGCACUGGGAGCUGUAGGGAUGGGGAUAUUUUCGUG
This is a messenger RNA of Podarcis muralis (Common wall lizard), 613 nucleotides long. NCBI's taxonomy places the organism in Eukaryota, Metazoa, Chordata, Lepidosauria, Squamata, Lacertidae. The record is from RefSeq and is a predicted model, not a curated record.